Elaeis guineensis (African oil palm) is the source of this 3911-nucleotide messenger RNA. NCBI's taxonomy places the organism in Eukaryota, Viridiplantae, Streptophyta, Magnoliopsida, Arecales, Arecaceae. The record is from RefSeq and is a predicted model, not a curated record.
AAUUUUGACAACUUGUAAAUUUAAUUCCUGGUUUAGGAAUCCCACUAGAAAUCUUGGUUUACUUUUAAACCUCUCAAUUACCCCUAUACUUUUGCAUUGAAGAUCCAAUUUGCAAUCAAAACUUUGUUUUGCAUUUUAUUUGUUUUUGUAUCAAAGUUCUCCAAAAUUCUUUUUUACCAAACUCUAUUUUCCACCCAUCUCAGUAUUAAAUCUGCCCAAGUCCGUGUUUGCAUUUAUUGUCCUGGGAGUUGGAUAUUAUUAUUCAAAUAAUUUUCCUAGAGACAAUAUGUUGAUAGGCUUGGAAAAGUUUUAACAUAUUUUCAAAUGACAAAGAGUUGGAGGUGGCCAAAGGGGAGGAGGGAUUAGGCGGUAACUUUUUGAGGAGGAAAGCAACUUGUUUAGGAUCCAAGAAAGGUCAGUUGGUAUGGAUUGCCACCCACCAUACAGCUUCUAAAAGGUCAGAGACGAGGAAGGUCGCAGAAGAUUUCAUGGUGCAUUCACUGGAGGCUUUUCUGCUGGCUACUACAAUACUGUUGGUUCAAAAGAGGGAUGGACUCCACAGACAUUUACGUCAUCGCGCAAAAAUAGAGCUGAAGUGAAACAGCAGAGUAUAUAUAAUUUUCUUGAUGAAGAUGAUGUUAAGGAUAUGGGAGGGCAUGCAUUGGAGACAUCCCUGCAAUUUGAUACCUUUGGAUUUACUGCUGCAGAAUUUGCCCGUAAAAAGGUGGAUAAGGAACAACAGAAGAGACCAUCAGCUAUUCCUGGACCUGUUCCUGAUGAAAUAGUUCUUCCUGCAGCAAAUUCUAUUGGUAUAAAGCUAUUGCAGAAAAUGGGAUGGCGUCGUGGUCAUUCUAUCAAGGACGCACAUACUGAUUCUUUAUAUGAAGCACGCAGAGAAGCUAGAAAAGCAUUUCUAGCCUUUUCUGGUAAUGAGGGAGGAGCAGAACUUGCUCAAAAUGAAUCAAGUAGGUCUGACUCUGAAGAAUGGACUGAAAAAUUCAGGGAUGGCAUCUAUGCUUCUCAAAAUACUCCUAAGUAUGUACUACAUCCGAAGCUGGAUUUACAUGGAUUGGGCUAUGAUCCGUUCAGGCAUGCUCCUGAAUUUAGAGAUAGGAAAACAUUCCAUGAAUUUAAAAACAAGGAUCGCCAUUAUAAAAGUGAUGUUUCAAUGAAGGGGAAUCUUUUAGCUUCUAACUCAGGAAAUUAUGCCCCAGGCUUCGGAAUUGGAGCACUUGAGGAACUUGAUAUUGAAGAUGAGGAUAUUUAUGCAUCAGGUUUUGACUUUGAACAAACUGAAGUUGAAGAAGUCGAGCCUUCAAGAAUUAUCAGACACAAUAAGUAUAAACUGGAAGAUAAAAAGCAGGGGGUUCUGCCUGGUUUUAAAGUUGCAUCGAUAUCUGACUACAAUGUUGAAAGAUUUCACCCUCCUGUUAUUCCAGCUGAUUUUGAGCCAUAUCACAAAUUUCCUAUCCCUCUUGAGAUGGAAGAUAAGUUAGCUGAGUUACCUCCACCUGAGGUACCUCCUCCAGAAGACAAUAAUUUGAGACUGUCGAUUGAAGGGCUUGCAACUUUGGUUGCACGUUAUGGAAAACAUUUUGAGGAUCUCUCCAAGGAGAAGCAUAAAUUCAAUCCAUUAUUCUUAUUUCUUAAUGGAGGAAAUGGCCACAGUUAUUAUGCGAGAAAGUUGUGGGAGGAGAAGCAAAAAAAAGUUGAUCAGCGAAGGAUGGAAGAUGUAAAAUCCAAGUCAUCUGUCCAAACAAUGACUGCAGACAGUCGUGGAAGAAUUCUUGGUGAAAAGCCCUUGGAGAGCAGCUCCAGUGGAUCUAGCUCAUCUACUGCCUUCAAAGAAGUCAUCCAUUUCCAGUCCAAUCUUUCAGAUACAUUUACCAAACCAAUCUCUGCUGUUGAGUUAUCAGAAUCUGCAAAACCUUUCAAAAAUGAUCCUGCAAAGCAAGAAAGAUUUGACCAAUUUCUUAAGGAUAAGUACGAAGGUGGCCUUCGUUCUACACAAUCCUUGGCUAGUAGUAUCAUGUCAGAGGUUGAUCGUGCCCGUGAGAGACUGGACUUUGAGGCUGCAGCAGAGGCAAUUGAGAAGGGCAAAGGGAACACAAAAAUUGGUGUUCCAUCAACCCACAGAGAUUUGCUAGGACUCGGGGAGCCAUUCUUUAUACCAUCAACCGGAAUAGAGAAACAUGAAAUUUCUCAAGAUGAAGAAAAGAUAAUGAAUAGGUUUUCCCCAAAGAGAGAGGAGUUUCAGUGGCGCCCUACACCCAUUCUAUGCAAGCGAUUUGAUAUCAUUGACCCUUUCAUGGGGAAGCCACCACCCUUGCCAAGACCCAGAAGCAAGAUGGAGACACUUAUCUUUAUGACAGAAUCUCUCAAGUCUUCAAAGACUGAAGAGACACGUUCUGCUACCAGAGACUCAAAACACAUAUCUCCAUCCGAAGUACAAGAGGUUCAGAAACAACCAACUGCUAACGAGCCUGACAUGGAGCCAAGCACUACAAGUGUGCAGAGGCCAGUUGAUCUAUACAAGGCAAUUUUCUCUGAUGAAUCUGAUGAUGAUGAGGAUGAUGCUAGUCCCAGCCAAGUGGUUGAUCUUGAAAGGAAGAAUGAAGGUGCUAACACGACUCUAAACCGUUUGAUAGCUGGGGAUUUUCUAGAAUCUUUGGGCAAAGAGCUAGGGCUAGAGGUUCCUCCUGAUAGCCAACCGUGUAAAGCCAACAAUUUGACCUUAACAGAAAAUGCUUCCAUCGAAGAUCUCAAAAUCCCAUCAACUAAUGAAAAAUCUACCUCUAAAUUUGAAAUGCCCAAAGUGCUCUUGGAAAACAAGGAUGAAGCUUGCAAACCAUGCCCUCCAGAAAAUGGCAAAAACAGUGCUUCUGCUUUUAAACCAUGUGAGAUUGAAGUUCCUCCUUUUAAUGGAGAUGGGCAUGGUCAUUGUUCCUCUUUGAAAGACAGUUUUAACAUCAGUUCAAGCAGUGGAGUGGCUAGUGGCAGUCCUGAUGUUAAAGAUGGUAAAGUUCAAGCAAAAGUUGAACAUGAUGCUAAAAUAAGCAGAUCGCACUCAAAGUAUCAAAGAAGCAGGGGUAGUUCUCCAGAUACUGAUUCUGGUGAUCAGCGUCGGGUUAAAAUAAGCAGAACUGACUCAAGACAUCGAGGCAGGAGCAAAACCCCAGAUACAGAUUCUUCUAGUGAUCAACAUCAUUCCAGAAAACAUAGAACUCACCCAAGGCAUCAUCAAAGCAGGAGCAGAACUCCAGAUACUGAUUAUUCUAGUGAUCAACAUAGGGCUAAAAGAAGUAGAACUCACUCAAGGCAUCACCAUGGGAGCACUGUACCAGAUAUUGAUACUUCUAGUGGUUUCCAGUAUCGUGAUCACUCAAGGUCUGGAGUAGAAAAAUGUUCACCUCAAGGAAAAAGGAAAAAGCACUCAAGACGCCACAAGCAAAAAGGGAGAUCUCCUGAUAGAUAUGCUAUCCAUGAGAAUGACAGGGAUCUCACAGAUGAUAGCAGAAAGGAUAGGAAUUCAGGGGACAGGGGAAGGCAUUCUGCAAAAUCAAAAUCAGAUGGUCACAGAAAGUACCGUUGAACAUACUUUAGAUGAAAGAGAUGCAAUGAUUCUAGAGUUGUAAGUGCUUUGUUUGCUUAUUGCUCAUUGUGCAUGCCUGCAUGGUCAAAACAAUGUCGUGCUUUCUAUUUAAUUCUAUCAGGCAUUAAAUAGUUGUUGGGGAUGGGUAUCUUUUCUAUUUUUCAUUUGUAUCAUGGUUUAUUUUAUAUUCUUGUAUAUUCCAGUCUAUCACUUAAGUGAUAUUUCCCACUAAGCGAAAUGGCACAUUAUAUGUCUGCCUCUUCCCGUUUAAGUUUUUGUUGCAUUGUAGCAGAUGUUUUGCUCCUGCACUUAAAGAUCU